This is a messenger RNA of Impatiens glandulifera, 4277 nucleotides long. Its product is annotated as ABC transporter B family member 1. The record is from RefSeq and is a predicted model, not a curated record. Gene Ontology annotation, biological process: transmembrane transport. The transcript has 10 exons. Gene Ontology annotation, molecular function: ATP hydrolysis activity; ATP binding; ABC-type transporter activity. Gene Ontology annotation, cellular component: membrane. Lineage: Eukaryota; Viridiplantae; Streptophyta; Magnoliopsida; Ericales; Balsaminaceae. The coding region runs from base 121 to 4089 and encodes 1322 amino acids.
UCUUCAUCUGUCAUUUUCAUUGUUCUUGCGUGCUUUCCACAGACAAACAAAGAAUCACACUGUCUACUAAAGAAGAUCAAUUGGGUCUGUUUGGUAAUUUCGCAUGAACUGAGAAAAGCUAUGCCACAAGAUUCUCAGGAGAAGAUAAACACAGUUGAGCAAUGGAAAUGGUCUGAAAUCCAAGGCCUUGAGCUUCUUUCAAAACCCAAUAAUAAUAAUAAUAUUAGUUCCCCUGCAAAAAUGGAAACAACUUCAAAUCCUAAGAAACAAGACGAAUCUCUUCCUUCAAUAAGUUUCUUUCAGCUUUUCAGAUUUGCAGAUGGAUUGGAUUAUGUUCUAAUGGCUAUAGGUACAAUUGGAGCAAUUAUUCAUGGCAGUUCACUUCCUCUGUUUCUCCGAUUCUUUGCCGAUCUUGUUAAUUCAUUUGGGUCUAAUUCAAACAACAUGGAUAAAAUGACCCAAGAAGUCAUCAAGUAUGCAUUUUACUUUCUUAUCGUUGGAGCUGCAAUAUGGGCAUCUUCAUGGGCGGAGAUAUCUUGUUGGAUGUGGACUGGAGAAAGACAAUCAACAAAGAUGAGAAUCAAGUUUCUUGAAUCAGCACUUAACCAAGACAUUCAAUAUUUCGACACUGAAGUUCGAACUUCCGACGUUGUUUUCGCCAUCAACACUGAUUCUGUUCAUGUUCAAGACGCCAUUAGCGAGAAGUUGGGUAACUUUCUACACUACAUGGCAACCUUUGUAUCUGGAUUUGUGGUCGGAUUCACAGCAGUUUGGCAGUUGGCUUUGGUUACAAUAGCAGUUGUUCCUCUAAUAGCUGUGAUCGGAGGUAUUCACGCCGCCACUUUGGCUAAACUUUCCGGCAAGGCACAGAAUGCUCUUUCUGAAGCAGGAAAUAUUGCAGACCAGGCAAUUGUACAAAUUCGGACAGUUUUGGCAUUUGUGGGUGAAUCAAGAGCUUUGCAAGGGUAUUCAGCUUCUUUAAAAAUUGCUCAAAGGUUGGGUUAUAAGAGUGGUUUUUCAAAGGGUCUAGGAUUGGGAGCUACUUAUUUCACUGUGUUCUGCUGCUACGCACUUCUUCUUUGGUAUGGUGGGUACUUGAUCAGACACCGUUAUACCAACGGUGGACUUGCUUUAGCCACCAUGUUUGCUGUCAUGAUCGGAGGAUUGGCUCUUGGUCAGUCAGUACCAAGUAUAGGUGCAUUUGCAAAGGCUAAGGCUGCUGCGACCAAAAUUUAUCGAAUAAUCGAUCACAAGCCAACUGUCAACAAAAAUAACGAGUCGGGUCUUGAAUUAGAGACUGUAACAGGGCAGCUUGAGCUGAAAAGUGUUGAUUUUGCGUACCCAUCAAGGCCGGAAGUUCAGAUUCUUAGCAAAUUUUCCUUAACAGUUCCAUCUGGAAAGACCAUUGCUUUGGUUGGAAGCAGUGGAUCUGGCAAAAGCACAGUUGUCUCCCUCAUUGAGAGAUUCUAUGAUCCUUUAUCAGGUGAAGUUCUUCUUGAUGGGCAUGAUAUAAAGACACUAAAGCUUAGAUGGCUAAGACAGCAGAUUGGUUUGGUUAGCCAAGAGCCUGCUCUGUUUGCCACCACCAUUAGAGAAAACAUAAUCCUUGGCCAGCCAGAUGCAACCUUAGUCGAGAUCGAGGAAGCUGCUCGUGUGGCAAAUGCCCAUUCGUUCAUCGCCAAGCUCCCCGAUGGCUAUGACACACAGGUUGGGGAAAGAGGAUUGCAACUAUCAGGUGGGCAAAAGCAAAGAAUUGCUAUAGCUAGGGCGAUGCUUAAGAACCCGUCAAUCUUGCUUUUAGAUGAGGCUACGAGUGCACUCGAUUCCGAGUCGGAAAAGCUGGUCCAAGAAGCUCUAGAUCGUUUCAUGAUCGGUAGGACAACCCUUGUUAUUGCUCAUCGCCUCUCCACCAUUCGAAAAGCGGACCUUGUGGCAGUAAUUCAGCAGGGAAGUGUAUCGGAAAUCGGAGCACACGAUGAUCUCAUUGCCAAAGGAGACGACAGCGUGUAUGGGAAACUCAUUCGCAUGCAAGAAGCUGCUCACGAAACUGCCAUUAGUAACGCCAGAAAGAGCAGCGCCAGGCCUUCUAGUGCGAGGAAUUCCGUGAGCUCUCCUAUAAUAACACGAAACUCGUCGUAUGGAAGAUCGCCUUACUCUCGCAGGUUAUCAGACUUCUCCACAUCGGAUUUCAGUCUUUCAUUGGAGGCUGCUUAUCCAAACUUCCGCCACGAAAAACUUGCAUUCAAGGAGCAAGCGAGUUCCUUCUUGCGUCUCGCGAAAAUGAACUCCCCCGAAUGGCCUUACGCGUUAAUCGGUUCGAUAGGCUCAGUUGUUUGCGGCUCUCUAAGUGCUUUCUUCGCGUAUGUCCUCAGCGCGGUCCUCAGCGUCUAUUACAAUCCAGACCAUGCUUAUAUGAUCAAGCAAAUCGGAAAAUAUUGCUAUCUUCUCAUCGGGCUAUCCUCGGCCGCUCUUAUAUUCAAUACGCUACAACAUUUCUUCUGGGAUGUCGUCGGGGAGAAUUUGACGAAAAGGGUGAGGGAGAAAUUAUUGGCGUCGGUUUUGAAGAACGAAAUUGCAUGGUUCGAUCAAGAGGAGAACGAGAGCUCGAGAAUCGCGGCUCGUUUGGCUCUCGACGCUAACAACGUUAGGUCCGCGAUUGGUGAUCGGAUUUCAGUGAUCAUGCAGAACUCGGCGCUCAUGUUGGUUGCAUGCACGGCUGGUUUUGUUUUGCAAUGGCGACUUGCUCUCGUGCUCGUAGCCGUCUUCCCUGUUGUAGUGGCUGCCACCGUUCUCCAGAAAAUGUUCAUGACGGGUUUCUCGGGCGACUUGGAAGCUGCACACGCUAAAGCAACGCAGCUAGCCGGAGAGGCGGUGUCCAACAUGAGAACUGUGGCGGCAUUCAAUUCGGAGUUGAAAAUUGUUAAUCUUUUUCGCGAUAACCUUAAGGGUCCUCUAAGACGAUGUUUUUGGAAGGGACAAAUAGCGGGAAGCGGAUACGGAAUUGCUCAAUUCUCGUUAUAUGCUUCCUACGCUUUAGGCCUAUGGUACGCUUCAUGGCUCGUGAAGAACGGGAUCUCCGACUUCUCGAAAACCAUCCGAGUCUUCAUGGUCCUCAUGGUUUCCGCAAAUGGAGCCGCGGAAACACUCACAUUGGCCCCGGAUUUCAUCAAAGGCGGACGAGCAAUGAAAUCAGUUUUCAAUCUUCUCGACCGCAAAUCCGAAAUCGACCCAGACGAUCCGGACACGGUCCCCGUCCCGGAUUCUCUCCGCGGAGAAGUCGAGUUUAAACACGUCGACUUCUCCUAUCCAUCUAGACCCGACAUGCAAAUCUUUCGAGACUUAUCCCUCCGGGCCCGUGCAGGCAAGACGUUAGCCCUCGUGGGCCCCAGCGGCUGCGGGAAGAGCUCGGUCAUUGCUCUCGUGCAACGCUUCUACGAGCCGUCCUCCGGUCGAGUCAUGAUUGACGGAAAAGACAUCCGAAAGUACAAUCUCAAGUCACUUAGGCAACACAUUGCAAUAGUCCCCCAAGAACCGUGCCUUUUCGCUACAACCAUAUUCGAAAACAUAGCCUACGGGAGAGAAUCCGCAACCGAGGCUGAAGUCAUCGAAGCCUCGACCUUAGCUAACGCCCACAAGUUCAUCUCGUCGCUCCCCGACGGGUACAAGACAUUCGUCGGGGAAAGAGGAGUUCAACUAUCUGGAGGUCAGAAACAGAGGAUAGCCGUUGCCAGAGCUUUCGUAAGGAAAGCGGAAAUAUUGCUUCUGGACGAGGCAACAAGUGCACUGGACGCAGAGUCUGAGAGAUGUGUACAUGAUGCAUUAGAAAAAGCUGCUUCUGGGAAAACCACGAUCGUGGUUGCUCAUAGGCUAUCGACGAUCAGAAACGCGCAUGUGAUUGCGGUUAUAGACGAUGGAAAGGUAGCCGAGCAAGGGUCUCAUUCUCAAUUGUUGAAGAACUAUCCGGAUGGGGUAUAUGCCCGAAUGAUACAAUUGCAGAGGUUUACACAAGGGCAGGCUGUUACCAUGGCUACCGGUUCGAGCUCAUCGUCGCAGCAGCAGCAGCAGCCGAGGGAAGAAGGGGAGCAAUGAAAGGGGACAAUCAUGGCUCAAUUCAAAUAUUUUUUUGGGGGGGAAUUUUAACAGAAUAUGUUAUGGGUUUAGUAGUAUAAUGAUGUAUGAUUGAUUUAAGUUUGCUGUUUUUACUUACUAUGAAAAAACUAAAGAAUUUUUUUUGAACAUGGCACAAGGUUGUGAUGAAAUGAAACAGAGUUCAAACA